UUUCUUCAUAUCGUUUCAGUUUGUCUAUAUCGUCUAAUGUCUGUAUAUUCUGGGACGUUUCCUUUUGAGAGUUAAGAUCUUGGUUGAGAUCAUAGUUUAAUAACUAAUUUAAAGGUUGCAUCGCUGGGAUUUCAAAAUUCAAAAGUAACAAGACUCUUCAAAACUCUGCACUCGUUUUGUUUUCAUCAUGGCGGCUGACAUGCGCGCCAUCCAACCUGAGUCUCUUUACAAGCUGCACCUGGAGUGUGAGGAGCGACCCGACGGCCGUAAACUGGACGCCGCACGCGCCACGGUGGUGACACGCGGCGGCAUCACGACGGCGGACGGCUCGGCGUUCUGCCGCUCCGGCCACACGUCGGUGCUCUGCGGCAUCAAGGCGGAGGUGUGCACGCCGGCCACGGACGCGCCGCCCGACCGCGGCUGGGUGGUGCCCAACCUGGAGCUGCCGGCGCUCUGUCACCACCGGUUCCGGCCGGGCCCGCCCUCGGAGGCGGCGCAGACGGCCAGCGCCCAGCUGCUGCAGCUGCUGGACGCGUCCGGCGCGCUCGACCGCACCCAGCUUUGCAUCGAGGCUGGCCAGGCCGUCUGGGUGCUCUACUGCGACCUGAUCUGUCUGAGCCACGACUGUAACGUGCUGGACGUGGCGCUGCUGGCGCUGUCGGCGGCGCUCACCGACCUGCGCCUGCCCAGCGCCGAGUGGGACGCCACCGAGGAGAGGCUGCGGGUGAAACCCGCCGAGAGGACGCCGCUGAAGCUCGGCCCGCUGCCGCUGGCCGCCACACUAGCCGUGUUCGAUAAGGAGACGCUCGUGCUGGACCCGGCAGGAGACGAGGAGAUGCUGUGUGAGGCGUCAGUGACAGUGGCCUGGGCCGGCGACAGCAUGGUGCUUUUGGACAAAACUGGAGGAUGUGAACUGUCAUUGGAGGCGAUGGAUCGGUGUAUAGCGCUCAGCAAGAAGCGAUCACUGGAACUGAAGAAGCUUUUGGACUGUUGUACGCAGAGUGGGGAAGUGGAAAAGGACGAGUAGAUAUGUUUAUCACGAGGGUGUGUUCAUGUAGGUAAGCGUUCUUCAUUUCCGAUGGUUUUGAUAGUACAUUGUUUGAUAAACAUUAGUGUAAUAUGUCUGUUGACAAACAUUUCGUGCAGAAAUUCCCAAAUAAAUCAUUUCCAUGUUAAUCCAUACUGAGA
Molecule: messenger RNA, 1188 nt
Organism: Amphibalanus amphitrite
Lineage: Eukaryota; Metazoa; Arthropoda; Thecostraca; Balanomorpha; Balanidae
Product: exosome complex component RRP43-like
Exons: 3
Coding region: 188-1027 (279 amino acids)
Biological process (GO): U4 snRNA 3'-end processing; nuclear polyadenylation-dependent rRNA catabolic process; exonucleolytic trimming to generate mature 3'-end of 5.8S rRNA from tricistronic rRNA transcript (SSU-rRNA, 5.8S rRNA, LSU-rRNA)
Cellular component (GO): cytoplasmic exosome (RNase complex); nuclear exosome (RNase complex)
Source: RefSeq, a predicted model, not a curated record